AUGGCUCCUCCGCCGCCAGCAGACUUGCCGCUCACCGAGAGGCUGCAGCGGGUGGCCUUGACUUUGCAAUUCGCUUGGUUCUCCGGACAUGCGGCUCUCCUCUUCUGCAUCUUCCGAUACUCCUUCUCAUGGAUACGCAUGAACUACUACGGAGGGGUGGCCCAGUUCUGCUACCGUUUUGCCUUCCUCUCGGCGGCUGGGACCUACGGGAUCGUAGUUUACAAGACGUGGCGCGCCCGCCAAAAGACCGGCGCAAAGCAACCCGGGGGUGUCUUGGGCUACCUUUCCGACGAGAACGUUCAGUACCUUGUGAUGGCGUUGGUCUGGCUCUUCAUGCCCCAGUACCCGCUUGCCCUCCUCCCCUAUGGAAUUUACUCCAUCUUCCAUGUCGCUACGUACGUCGGCUCGACCAUUGUGCCGACCCUCAACCCCCCCACCAAGGUCGCUUCGCCCGCCGGUGCGUCGCCGGGCGCUAAGCCGCAAUUCACCCAACACCCGGCUUCGGAAGCCAUCAAGUCGUUUGUCAAGCAAUACUACGAUUCGUCCAUGUCGGUGGUCUCGAGUCUCGAGAUUCUCCUGUGGAUUCGCCUUCUCCUCGCCGUCAUUUUCUUCCAGCGCCGGUCGUGGAUUCUGAUCGCCCUCUACACUGCUUUCCUGCGCGCCCGUUUUGCCCAGAGCAGCCACGUGCAGAGCUCGUUCUCCCAGCUCGAGGCCCGCAUCGACAACCUCAUCGGCGCCCAGGGCACCCCGCCCGUGGCUCGCCAGGUGUGGGACGGCGUCAAAAGCACGGCCAGACAGUUCCACGGCGCCACCGACGUCAACAAGUACGUCAAUGGCGCCGCUGCGCCCAAGAAGACUUCCUAA
This is a messenger RNA of Chaetomium globosum CBS 148.51, 864 nucleotides long. RefSeq lists its product as uncharacterized. Gene Ontology annotation, cellular component: endoplasmic reticulum; membrane. The coding region runs from base 1 to 864 and encodes 287 amino acids. Gene Ontology annotation, biological process: membrane organization; endoplasmic reticulum tubular network organization. The record is from RefSeq and is a predicted model, not a curated record. The transcript is spliced from 4 exons. Lineage: Eukaryota; Fungi; Ascomycota; Sordariomycetes; Sordariales; Chaetomiaceae.